Molecule: messenger RNA, 1635 nt
Organism: Musca vetustissima
Lineage: Eukaryota; Metazoa; Arthropoda; Insecta; Diptera; Muscidae
Product: zinc finger protein Xfin-like
Exons: 3
Coding region: 1-1635 (544 amino acids)
Cellular component (GO): nucleus
Molecular function (GO): zinc ion binding
Source: RefSeq, a predicted model, not a curated record
AUGCUUAGCAUAAAUGAAUUAACAUGCAGAGUUUGUCUGCAAGAACAACAAAUAUUAAUUAAUGUCUUCGAUGAGUUAGAAGAUCUGGAAACUAGUCUUAGCGCUCUGCUAGAAAAAUGUGGUGGCAUUCAGAUUACAGACAAUGAUAUAUUUCCAAAAUAUCUGUGUGAAGAAUGUACCCGAGAGCUGCUAAUUGCAGCAAAAUUUCGUGAUAAAUGUGCCAAAUCAAAAGAAGUUUAUGAUGACCUUUUACAAGAGGGCAAUGUUGUCGUUCCUAACCUCAGCGAUGCUGAAGAGGAUGAAAGCAAUAAUAAAGAUCAGCAGAUCAUUGAGUACUCCAUGAAUGCAAAUGAUUAUUCUACAAUUGAGACUGAACACCCUGAAUCGAAUAUGGCCAAUGAUAAUUUACUUUCUUUGAUAGAAAAUAAUGCACAUGAUGAUGAUAAUGUGGAGGAGUUGGAAAAUACCAACAUUAUUGAAGAGGAAGUCGUCAUGGAUGUUGUCCAAUUUCCACCAAAUUGUAAUUCAGAGGAUAUUGUCCAAGAAAUAAUAGAAAAUAAUGAUGAAACUGUGUUGGCUACCACUACCGCCUUUGAUGAUACCAAUGAAAUUGUGGUCGAAGAAGAUUCUUCCCUUAUAAACUAUGAAGCAACAUCAAAUGAUUUUCAAGUACACAUAGAUCUUUCGAAUAGUGCAUUCAUCAAAUCAAUGCCCAUCAAAGUGAAAAAGCAAAAAUCCUAUAAAUGUGAUAUUUGUGGAGCGGCCUUCGUCCAAUCCAUUAAUUUGCGAAAACAUCUGCAAAAGACACAUGCCCUUACACAAUGUUAUGCCUGUACGAUAUGUGAUCAUUGGUUUUCUUCGGAAAUCGAAUUAUUAAAACAUGCCAAAGAUUGUAAGGAAUUAAGUUCGGAUGGUGAUGAUGUUGCCGCCUCCGUUGACGAGACAAAAAAGAAAAAAGUAUUAAACACAAAUUAUAACAAUGAGUCCAUAGAAAAUCAUCGAAGAUGUGUUUAUUGUGAGCGUGUUUUUCAAACACCCUUUGCUCUAAGAAUGCAUCUGAGAACCCACACAGGAGAAAGGCCUUUUCAAUGUCAAUAUUGUGAAAAGUCAUUCAAGACCCAAUCAUCUUUGAAUUAUCAUGUUAAAAGACACACCGGCCAGCCCGAUUUCGCUUGCUCUGUUUGUGGAAAAUCUUUCUAUGAAAAAGGUAACUUGGAUGUUCACAUGCUAACACAUACCGGAGAAAGGCCACACUCGUGUACCGUAUGCCAAAGAAAAUUUACUCGUGUAUUUCUCUUGGAAUUACAUAUGAGAACGCAUACGGGAGAGAAACCAUAUCCAUGUAACUUUUGUGAUAAAAGUUUUCGGCAACGAUCCGAUUGGAAGAAUCAUUUAACCACCCACACUGGUAUCAAACAACAUAAAUGUAGUUUUUGUAAUAAAAGUUAUAUGAAACGGGCAUCACUGGUACAUCAUAUGCGUAAGCAUUCCAUUCUGCAAAUCGAUUCGGAUAAUUUGAUGGAUGAACACGAACAGCAUUCAUCAUCCGGCGAUUGCGCGGCUGAAAUCAAUAGUUUCGAUGAUAUCAUAGAAAACGAAGAAGAUGAAGAUUUUCAAAUAAACGAAGUAACUUAA